UUAAUAUCACCACCACCCCCUGGCCGACUCAAUCCUGCCCCCGCCGCCUCCAGCUCGCCGGCGCAGUCACCCGUUCCUCACUCCACCCGCAAGCCACGGCCGCCAGCAUGCAGCGCUCCAGCUACCCGCAGCAGCCGCCGGCGCAUUCACCACCGCUGCACCACCCGAUCCCCCAGCACGUCUCGACGGUCCCACAGCUGCGCUCCCCGCCGCCGCCCCCCUCACAACCCCAGAGCGGCUAUGGCUACGGCUCGCAGGGCGGCGGCAUGCCCCAGCAGCAGGGCAGCGGCUUCGGCCAGCACCCGGCCUUUGGCGGCUUCAUCAACGACCCCAGCGCCCAGCUGGGGCUGCAGAUGGGCCAGACGGCCUUCAACGCCGGCCAGCAGUACAUUGACCAGAACAUCGGCAAAUACGUCUCCGUCGGCGCCCUCAAACACUACUUCAACGUCUCCAACUCGUACGUCCUCGCCAAGCUGCGCAUCAUCCUGUUCCCCUGGUGGCACAAGCCGUGGUCGCGCCAGCAGCAGCACACCACCGACCCGACCGCCGCGGGCGCCACUCUGUACCUGCCGCCGCGCGAGGACCCAAACUCGCCCGACAUGUACAUCCCCACCAUGGCGCUCGUAACGUACAUCCUGCUGUCGACGCUCCUCGCGGGGCUGCGCGGCGCCUUCCACCCAGAGCUGCUGGGCUACACGGCCUCGGUCGCAGUCGCCGUCAUGGGCGCCGAGGUGCUGGUCCUCAAGACGGGGACGUACCUGCUCGCCAUCACCUCGUCGUCGCAGCUGCUCGACCUGGUGGCCUACAGCGGCUACAAGUUCGUCCACGUCAUCGUGUCGCUGCUGCUGUCGCACACCUGCGCGUCGCUCGGCAUCGGCGGCUCCUGGCUCGCAUGGGCCAUCUUCGCGUAUUUCUUCAGCGCGAACGCGUUUUUCCUGCUGCGCAGUCUGAGGUACGUCCUGCUGCCGGACCAGAGCGCGCAGGCGGGCUUCGGCGCCGCGCCGGGCGGGUUCACGGGCGCAAAGGCGCAGCGGAAUCGCCGCACGCAGUUCUUGUUCGUGUAUAGCUAUUUGGUGCAGGCUGGGUUUAUGCUGUGGUUGAGCAAGGUGUGAGGGGGGGCGUGACAGGGGCUUCAGCGGCGACAGGAGUCCCAGCGACAGGAGAGUCUCAGCAACGAUGACAAAAGCGCAGAGAUACCAGAAGCGCAGGAGAAGCAUUGGGAGCGCAGGCGAAGACACCGCGGGAGACUCGUGGAGAGCGUAGGACUCCAUGACAAGUGCAUACGCAUCCACGCCAGCGCGCAUCUUCUUUCACGCAUACAAGCGCGGCGCACAAGCAUGCAGAUUACAAUACAAUACAAAUACAACCACAAAUUCUACGAUAAACACACUCGUUCAAAAACCACACUCAUCCACCCCUCUGCCCGCCCUGAGCAG
Boeremia exigua is the source of this 1436-nucleotide messenger RNA. RefSeq names its product YIF1-domain-containing protein. NCBI's taxonomy places the organism in Eukaryota, Fungi, Ascomycota, Dothideomycetes, Pleosporales, Didymellaceae. The record is from RefSeq and is a predicted model, not a curated record. Gene Ontology annotation, cellular component: Golgi membrane; endoplasmic reticulum-Golgi intermediate compartment; endoplasmic reticulum membrane. The coding region runs from base 108 to 1112 and encodes 334 amino acids. The transcript is spliced from 3 exons. Gene Ontology annotation, biological process: endoplasmic reticulum to Golgi vesicle-mediated transport.